Molecule: messenger RNA, 1018 nt
Organism: Melopsittacus undulatus (budgerigar)
Lineage: Eukaryota; Metazoa; Chordata; Aves; Psittaciformes; Psittaculidae
Gene: AK3
Product: adenylate kinase 3
Exons: 6
Coding region: 12-764 (250 amino acids)
Biological process (GO): nucleobase-containing compound metabolic process
Cellular component (GO): cytoplasm; mitochondrion
Molecular function (GO): ATP binding; AMP kinase activity
Source: RefSeq, a predicted model, not a curated record
CCGCCGGAGCUAUGGUGGUGCCGCCGCUGCUGCGCGCCGUCAUUAUGGGGCCCCCGGGCUCCGGGAAAGGCACCGUCUCUGCUCGGAUUAUCAAACAUUUCGGGAUGAAGCAUCUCUCCAGCGGGGACCUGCUGAGGGACAACAUCCAGAAGAGGACAGAAGUUGGAAUCCUUGCCAAGUCCUACAUUGAUCAGGGGCAGCUUAUUCCAGAUGACAUCAUGACACAACUAAUGCUGAAUGAGCUAAAAGGUCUAAAUCAGUACAACUGGCUGUUGGAUGGUUUCCCCAGAACGGUUGCUCAGGCAGAAGCCCUGGACAAAGAAUGUCAAAUAGACACUGUGAUUAACCUAGAUGUGCCAUUUGAGACCAUAAAAUGUCGGCUCACGGCACGCUGGAUCCACCCGGCCAGUGGCAGAGUCUAUAAUCUGGAAUUCAGUCCUCCUAAAGUGCAGAACACGACAGUGUUUUCUCAGUCCCUGUUAAAGCUGUUCACUGAUCUGGAAUACUGGCACAGGAGUUGGGGCAUUGAUGAUAUUACUGGAGAGCCACUUGUUCAGCGUGAUGAUGAUAAUCCAGAGACGGUUACAAAGAGGCUUCAGGCUUACGAUGCACAAACAAAACCUGUUCUAGAAUAUUAUCGGGAAAAAAGGUUACUGAAAUCCUUCUCUGGAACAGAAACCAAUAAGAUCUGGCCACAUAUCUAUGCUUUCCUCCAAACCAAGCUGCCAGAUGUAAACCAGAAAGAUGCCACCACUACCAGGUGAAAAUAGGUCUAACUUCUGCUCAUCUGUCAUAGUUCACACUUAAUUAAUGAGAUUCAGCAGUCAAGGAUUUCUCUUAAGUAGCCUACCAGACUGAUCAGCAAUUGAAGUCCAGUGUUGUCCUUAACUUAAAUUAUGAUAAAAUUUUGUUGUGUGUGGUUCUCACAUUAAUGCUGUAUUUUUCUAUGUUAAAUAUACCUAAUUUUUUAAUAUAGUACUUCAACAACUUUUAAUAUAGAUUUCAACAAAAGCCGCUA